UGAGAGAAGCCUGGUGUGCGAGCUGGUGAGCAGUACGCUAUUACUGGUUUAUGUUUAAGGAAUGAGGUUCAUCUAGGAUUUUUAUUAUUACAUUUCUCAGAAGGCGUUUCUCAAGGCAUCAUGACACAGGCUUUUCCCUCCAGACGGGUUUCUGUGUACAGCAUACCAGAUCCAUACCACCCUGAGCAGGCUGAUGGGCAGGAAAAUCUGUAUAUUCACUACUGCACAUCCUACCAAAAUGGCUUGCAUCAGAAGUACUAUUUCUUCAAAUGGAUGAGACCAUGUUUCUGGAGAAGAUGGCUUCUAGGAAUACUAUCUCUAGUUUCUUUAUCAGUUGCAGUAGUUGUGCUAGUCCUGCACUAUUCGUUCUCUCCAGCUUUCUCUUUAAUAUAUAUUGGUGGAAGUGUAGAAAUUCCUAAUCUGACUUACACAAAUGAUCUCAAUGAUCCCAGCUCCCAGAAAUUCCUUCUGCAAGCGGAAGCAAUCCAAAAUUAUCUUGCAGAAUCCUAUGAGUGUUCCACCUUGGGAAAGUAUUAUUUGAAGUCCAUAGUGGCUGCUUUCAGUGAAGGAGAGUAUGGACUUCGAGCUUACUACUGGAAUACAUUCUGGGCACCACAAGAUAUUACUGGCUCUCUUAAAAAGUUAAUCCCAUUGGAACAAAAAGAAAUGAGUAGUAAACAAAUACCUCACAUAUUCAGUACUUCUGGGGAAGGAGAUUUUGAUCUUGUUACAAUGGAGCUUUUUGUUUCAGAUUCUACAGAAUACGAUGUGAUGUUAAAAUCAGCAGUAUCCUUUGACCUGUAUGCAAAGCCAGGUAACAACAGAACUCUAACUCUGCUGAAUCCCAAGAAGUCUUUUUAUCAAUGGAGGUUGCGAGUUCCUCCUAACUGCGUGGUGAGACUGGUAGUUACCUCUUUGCAUGUUGUAGCUUCAGAGAGCUGUGCAUCUCACCGUUUGUCUGCAUAUGAUUUUCUUCUUCCUCUGCAGAACAAGAUCAUUACAAGGUGGUGCGGCUCUGGAGCCUGGGCUCCUCCAGUUAUACGUUUAACUUCUUCUAGUAAUGUCAUGUUACUUACCAUCUCACUGGACCGCAGAGAAGAAAGGAAUAUACUAAAAGCUCACUUUCAAGCAAUCCCUAAAAUCAUGUGUGGUGGUCAUUAUAUUUCCUGGAAUGGAAGUCUGAGUUCCCCUUACUACCCAAGUUACUACCCACCAAACAUUGACUGCAGCUGGAUCAUCCGAGCACCCUCACCUGCCUACAAGCUCUCAUUAAAAAUCCUCGCAAUACAAAUUCAAGAGAAGUCUCCAGGGUCCAGUAAAUGUGAUAAAGACUGGUUAGAAAUUGAUGGAGUUAGAUACUGUAAAGAUAUUUCAGAAAAUGGCAGAAGCAGAGAAUAUGGCUAUUCUGUUGCUAUCAACUUCCAUUCUGAUGAACUAGUCACCCAUAGAGGAUUUUAUAUUGAAUAUAGAGCCUUCAGUAACACAGAUAGUUGUACUCCAGAGCAGUUGAACUGUGAUGAUGGAAAAUGUAAGCAUCAGCAUAAGACCUGUGAAGGUGAUGAUAGCUGCAGGGAGGACAGCAGUGAAAACAACUGUUCCUACAAAAGUUGCUUGCCUUAUACUUACAAAUGUCUGAAUGGAAAAUGCUUGCUGAAACCAAAUCCUGAGUGUGAUGGGAAAAGAGACUGCACAGAUGGAUCAGAUGAAAUGAACUGUGCUUGUGGAAGACACCAGUUUAAGAAAAACAGGAUUGUUGGAGGUGAAGAUGCACAAUCUGGAAAAUGGCCUUGGCAAGCAAGUUUACAAAUAGAAGCACAUGGCCACGUCUGUGGUGCAUCUGUUAUUUCCAAGAGGUGGCUUGUAUCUGCUGCCCAUUGCUUUCUGGAUUCUGAUUCCAUAAGAUACUCUGUUCCAUCAAGGUGGAGAGCAUAUAUGGGCUUACGCACUGUUAAUGAAAAGAGCAAUCAUGUAGCUAUGAGAGCAAUCAAAAGGAUUAUUGUCCACCCACAGUAUGACCAAUCUAUCUCAGAUUAUGACAUAGCCCUGUUGGAACUGGAGACACCUGUAUUCUUCAGCGAGCUGGUACAGCCCAUUUGUUUACCAAGCAGCUCUAGAGUAUUUCUUUAUGGAACUGUCUGCUAUGUAACUGGCUGGGGAGCCAAAAAAGAAAAUAGCCAUUUUGCCAGAACACUGCAGGAAGCUAGAGUGAGAAUAAUUAAUCAAAGUGUUUGCAGCAAGCUGUAUGAUGAUCUCAUCACAUCACGCAUGCUCUGUGCUGGGAAUCUUAAUGGUGGCAUUGAUGCAUGCCAGGGAGAUUCUGGAGGUCCCUUGGCCUGCACAGGAAAGGGAGACAGAUGGUACCUUGCUGGCAUUGUGAGCUGGGGUGAAGGAUGUGCCCGACGCAAUCGUCCUGGUGUAUACACUAAGGUGACGGCACUUUAUGACUGGAUUCGUCAGAAUGCAAACUGAUGUGCCGUGGAGAAAAUGCAGGUCAUCUCCAUUACAGAAGCUGCUUCCUAUGUUAUCAUAUACGUGAAAAUGCUGCUGGCUGUUUUACUGUGAAAGAAAGCACUAUCUUAAUGCAGAAAUGAUCAUUUGUCAUUCCCUAGGGGUAACUGUUUGGAUUCAGACCAGCUUCAAAUAACUUCAGGUUCCUUAUAGAUUCAUAUGUCUUAUUCCCUACCAGCAGAAACAGGGUUCCCUUACAAAUUAAAUUUGUAUCUGGAAAAAAAAAAAAGUCCAGCCAAACUGUUUUUAUCAGAUUUUCCCUCCUUCCACCUUUGAGAUGUAUGUGCAUCUCUUUUGCUGUCUACCUUUGCAUAGGCAUACAUGGAUACUUAUGCUCACAUCCCAUAUAUACUCACAUAUAUUCCCUUACUGAUGUUACAGGAUUCUAAACAUGAGUAAUUCCUUUGUUUUUUUCAAGCUAUAAAUAAUAUGAUCAUGUAUAGUAUACAGAUUCUAGAUGAAUUUGUGGGUUAAUUUUGCUUCCACUUCAUGGCUGUUCCUUUCUGGGCUGUCCUCUCCUGUGCUUUUCCUAAAAUCACCAAAUACUUACCCAGAACAGUUAUGAUGGAAAAAAAAAAAAAGUAAAAAAAAAAAAAUUAAAAAAUGGAAGUGUCAUUAGUUUAUUGGAAUAUAGUAAAUAAGAGGAAAUAAAUAUUGAAUUUUAGUUAAUUAAACUAAAUAGAACUGCGUGUAAAAAUGCAUUGUGAAAUAUGCUUUUUUUAAAGUUCCUAAUAAAGGCCUCACAAGCUAUCAGUUCAUCAGCAAAAUGUCAGGAAUUUAGAAUACAGUCCCAUUCCUAUCAUUAAAGGCUGUGAAUACGUAUUUGUGCAUGUAACUGAUUAAGAUAAAACUGUAUAUUUGCCUUCUUUAAUAAUUGUUAAUAUCAGGGCUAUUUAUUAAUUGCCUUGUUUGACAUUAGGCUGUGAUGAAAUUACCCAAACCUGAAUGAUUUCCUUUAUAAAGGAACCGGCAGUCAAAUCUCAAUUGUAGUGCACACUGGAGUGUAAGCUGGUUUGUCUCCUACACUUGACUAUCUUUUUUUUUUUUUCCCCACCUCCAAGCAGCUUGAGGGCUCACUUAGCACCCAUGCAGAAAGUGGUAGGUAGCAACUGUAGUGGAACUGUGUUGUGUUGUAUCAGUCUUCAAACCAGCAUGACACUGGUCCCUGGGUCGUAGAAGGCCAAUGCUUCAGUGGGUGCCAGAAACUACACAUCCACCUGCCUAAAAUGAAAGGCUAGAGCUGCCUGAGGAGAGAAGGUACUACAUGAGCAAGACUGGACAAAACACACAGUGGCAUUUCUCUGGGGGCAGCUUGCAAGCAAUCUGUUUCAGGACUUCUGUUUUGCUAGGAAGUCUGUCUUGUUGAAUCCAGUCUUCUAGUAAAAACAAGCAAAAUCUUGCAGCUCUGAGACUCUCCUGAUUAACCUGGACGCCUUCCUCAGUCUUUACUGCUUUCUUAUCUUCUCUUUACACUGAGAAAAUACUUGUAGAGUCUAAUGUUUGCAAAGUAUAACAAGUGGAUUGUCUCAUCUGUGGCUUGAACAAGCUCUUUCUAUUUUGGCAUGCUUGUGGUGGGUUUGUGCUGCUUUCCUUGAUGUCCUUGGUCUGCAGUGAACUGAGUUUCAAUGUCAUGUUUUUUGUUUUGUCUCUUUUCCUGGCCAGAAGAAGGGUUGUGCCCAUAUGACCGCACUGCUCUGAAAGAGAUGAAAAAGGAAUUAAGAGGUCCUUGGUCUCAGUGAAAGUGGAGGAGGAAAUGACAGCCACACUUCUGUCAUAAGAUCAUUGUUUCAAUCUUAGCAGUAAAUCUAGCUUUGAAAAUGAUAAUCAGUUGAUGAACCUAUAAACCAAAUUUAGCUGAUUUUAAGAUUCCAAAGCUGUUUAUGAUAUUUAAUAAUUCUGGCAUUCAAUUUAAUAAAAAAUCUGUCUGCGUUUUCUAGAAGGUCUCAGAAUCAUGCUGCAUAUUUGGAAGUGUUUAGCUUUUAAAAAGGUGAAAAAGAUGAAGCUGGUAACUUGAAUAUCAGUCACACCACACUUUUUUUUUCGAAAGUACAUAAAUGUGUGGUUCUUGUUUAGUCACUGAUCUUUGGGAAAAUGUGAGAGUGAGCUACUACUGAAAUUUUCACACAGUGUGCUUCCUGUGCCUAACAGGGAUACUGCUGCUUCAUCCUUGCUGUGGUUUUGGGCAUUCCCCUCACUGCUACCCCCACAACAAUUCUUGUGACAAGCUUCCUACCUAAACAAUACUCAAAUUAUAUUCUGUAGGGGUUUUAAUAACUAUAAUGGCGUAAGUCAUUCACUUCUCUUUCAAUAAACGCAUAAUAAAAAUG
Molecule: messenger RNA, 4835 nt
Organism: Lagopus leucura (white-tailed ptarmigan)
Lineage: Eukaryota; Metazoa; Chordata; Aves; Galliformes; Phasianidae
Product: suppressor of tumorigenicity 14 protein-like
Exons: 17
Coding region: 121-2469 (782 amino acids)
Biological process (GO): proteolysis
Molecular function (GO): serine-type endopeptidase activity; protein binding
Source: RefSeq, a predicted model, not a curated record